AUGGGCAUCGUCUGUUCUUCUGCACAGCUUGCCUGCCUUUGUGGCAGUGCAGCUUGCAGUUUUUGUUGUUCACAAUGUCCAUCAUGCCGUAAUAGUACAAGUACACGUAUCAUGUACGCGUUACUCUUACUACUUGGCACUAUUGCAGCUUGUAUCACGCUUGCACCAGGUCUUCAAAACGCAUUAAAGAAGGUUCCAUUUUGUACAUCAGAUGAUAACUAUGUUCCCACAACUUUUAAGUUUGAUUGUGAUUCAGCAGUCGGUUACUUGGCGGUUUACAGAAUUUGCUUCAUACUGACAUUAUUCUUUUUCUUAAUGUCUAUGAUGAUGAUUCGUGUUAGAAAUUCCAAGGAUCCACGUGCUCCUAUACAAAAUGGGUUCUGGGCAAUUAAAUACAUGUUAAUUAUUGGUGGAAUUAUUGGAGCAUUUUUCAUUCCCGAAGGGUCGUUUGGUCCUACCUGGAUGUAUUUUGGAAUGAUAGGUGGUUUUCUAUUUAUAAUUAUUCAAUUGAUACUCAUCGUAGAUUUCGCUCAUUCCUGGGCUGAUGCUUGGGUUGCUAAUUAUGAAGAAACUGAAUCAAAGGGCUGGUAUGCUGCCUUAUUAGGAGCAACAUUUUUAAACUAUGCAUUGGCUAUUACUGGGGUCGUAUUGCUAUACGUUUACUUCACACUGCCAAAUGAUUGUGCUCUGAACAAGUUCUUCAUUUCAUUGAAUCUGAUUCUCUGCGUUAUUGCAAGUGCAGUAUCGAUUCUACCAAGUGUUCAGGAAUACCAACCACGUAGUGGAUUACUACAGUCUUCCGUUGUCACUCUUUACGUUGUAUAUCUUACUUGGAGCGGAGUUUCUAACAGUCCAGAUCAUGAAUGUAAUCCUGGACUCCUUGGCAUAACAACUAGCAACAGUACUACUACCACCAAUACUGCUUCGUUUGAUAAGGAAAGCGUAAUCGGAUUGAUAAUUUGGAUGUGUUGCGUUUUGUACAGUUCGUUACGUACAGCAUCCAAAUCCUCCAGGAUUACAAUGACCGAUAACGUUCUGGCGAAGGACAAUGGAGCUGUCAAGAAUCCGGCUGACCAGAAUCUUGUCGACAACGAAGAUUAUGUUUCAGUAGAAGGUCGUAACGGCGAUGCCGAGAGUGGAAAUGAGUCCAAGGUCUGGGAUAACGAAGAAGAUGCAGUUUCUUACAACUGGAGUUUCUUCCACUUCAUGUUUGCAUUGGCGACAUUAUAUGUGAUGAUGACAUUAACCAAUUGGUACAAACCAAACUCCGACAUAAAUUCACUGAACUCCAAUUCGGCCUCCAUGUGGGUAAAAAUCAUUUCAUCCUGGAUGUGUUUAUCUCUUUACGUUUGGUCCAUGGUGGCUCCUGCCAUUCUAUCCAAUCGGGACUUUUCUUGAACGCCAGAUCUUUUAAGUGGGAGUUCGGCGCAACCGUUCUCUAUGGCCGCGUUAACCACUUAACCUGGCAUUCAAUCGGCAGUAAUACGGAUUCAAACCGUUGUAACGACAAAGAAUUAUUAAACAAAAAGUAAGCUGACCGCGUACGUCUCCCAAACGUGCAAAAUAUUCGUGGGCCGCAGAUAGCGGAACGUCUCGGAAACGUGAUUCCCGGUUAAGUGGUUAAACAAUGAAAGAAAGUGAGUAACAUAUGCGUAUAGUCGUGCGUAUUAGAUGUAGCCUUAAGAUCGCUAGUAAAUAUAUACUAUAUAUUAUACAAUGCAUACAGAUGUAUUCGAUGUAUAUAUAUAUGCAUGUUUUCUUUUAUUGAACCGGUACAACCUGUCGAAUCGGAUUCAAUGAUUGAAGUUUACGACUGCUUUUAUGUAUCAUACAAAUAUUGAUUUGCGGUGUAAUGAAAUAUUACACAUUAUACAGUCAACUCUCUGUGCAAGCACGCUGCUUAUAGUCGCGUUUUCCCUUAUUUGUAGAGGUAAUCAGGUACCUACUCUUCAUCUAGUAAGUAGUCGUGGGGAUAGUACGUGUAAUUUUUGUAGCACGCCGCACGUGCGCGCAGAAGCGGUGAGAACUUUUUAUACAAUUACGUUUCAGCACCAAGCGUGCGAUUAUACAGAGAGUUGACUGUUGUACAGUCGUGUCCCUCAGCAGUUCGGUCUUGGGAACCGGUAACAUUUCAAUAAUCUGCAUUCCUACCGAGUCAUAAGGGACUAUUCCGUAGCCAAGCUAUGUGAAGUUUUCAUGUUAUUGAUGAGUCUGGACUAUUCAGAGAUGAACUAUUGAAGGACCCGACUGUACUUAUGUAUAGAUUAGGGCUAUGUGUAUAUAUUUUUAUAGAGAUACUCCUCUCUUUAUUGUACUCUUGGGAUACACAGAGUGCGUAAUUGAAAUUACAUGGCGAGGAUAUGUACCAAUAAAGGUUAACCCACUGCAAGGAAAUAAAAACAGUAAAAACAUA
Cephus cinctus (wheat stem sawfly) is the source of this 2413-nucleotide messenger RNA. It is a transcript of the gene TMS1, whose product is annotated as serine incorporator 1. NCBI's taxonomy places the organism in Eukaryota, Metazoa, Arthropoda, Insecta, Hymenoptera, Cephidae. The record is from RefSeq and is a predicted model, not a curated record. Gene Ontology annotation, cellular component: membrane. Bases 1 to 1398 code for a protein of 465 amino acids. The transcript is spliced from 11 exons.